Penicillium brevicompactum is the source of this 1248-nucleotide messenger RNA. Its product is annotated as Peptidoglycan-binding Lysin subgroup. The coding region runs from base 1 to 1248 and encodes 415 amino acids. The record is from RefSeq and is a predicted model, not a curated record. Lineage: Eukaryota; Fungi; Ascomycota; Eurotiomycetes; Eurotiales; Aspergillaceae. The transcript is spliced from 3 exons.
AUGUUCCUUCCUUCAUUGAUCUUGGCUGCUGGCAGCCUGCCAACUCUCAUUGCAGCUAUCCCCCAUGGCUCGCAAUCGCACCACAACUUGCACCGUCGCGCCUCGGCUGCGUAUGCCGUCAUGGGUGGUAACGGCGCUGCCUCCGACGGAUGGCCCUCUAUGAGCCAAUGGAAGGCCUUCGAUACUCUCUGGGGCCUCAACGAAAUCCUGAUCAGCGCUUCUUGCGACAACUCCGACGAGGAAACCGCGGCCAUCAAGUCGAGCAUCCAGUCAAUUGCUGAGGAAACAGGAGUCGACGAGCGAUUCAUCCUUGCCAUUGUCAUGCAGGAGAGCAAGGGCUGUGUUCGCGUUCAAUCCACCAACAACGGUGUCCAGAACACCGGUCUGAUGCAAAGCCACGAUGGAACUGGCUCCUGUAACAAGGACGGCAGCAAGACCACCCCCUGCCCCUCCUCCAUGAUCCACACCAUGAUCAAGGAUGGAACCGCUGGUACCUCAGCUGGUGACGGUCUGCAGCAGUGCUUCGCCGCCCAGAGCGGCGAGGAGGCCGCCAAGUACUACAAGGCCGCUCGUACCUACAACUCCGGCUCUGUCGACGCCUCCGGUAACCUCGGCCAGGGUGGUGCUACUCACUGCUACGCCUCUGACAUCGCCAACCGUGUUGGCGGUUGGGCUGGUGAUGUGACUGAUUGUAUCGAGUCCACCAUUGGUUCGAUCACCAGUGGUCUUGCCGACGCCCUUACCGGUGGAUCCGACUCUGGAUCCGACUCCAGCUCUGAGUCUAGCUCUUCGUCCGCUGCCGCGCAGCCCACCGAGACCCCAGAGCCCGAGACCUCUUCCGCCGCCCCCGUUGAGACUGCUCAGCCAUCCUCCACUGCUCAGCCCUGGACCCCCGAGCCUGCUGCUUCUUCCGCUGCCCCCACUGAGUCUGUCUCCGUGGCCCCUGUCCCUACACAGACCCCCAAGAUCAACAUGGCCGCCCAGGCUUCCACCCCUACCCCGGCCUGGACUACCAAGUCGGCCCCUGCGCCCACUGCCGAAGCCACAUCGUCUGACUCGACUGCUCCUAUCUAUCCCCAAGCUGCUUCAUCCUGUCAGAAGUAUGUCACCGUUUCCAGCGGUGACUUCUGCAACAAGGUUGCGGAAUCUGUUGGAAUCUCGUUCUCUGAUCUCCGCAGCUUGAACCCCGGUCUCGACGAGACUUGCUCCGACCUGUGGCUCGGAUACCAGUACUGUGUGAAGGCUUAG